AUCAAGGUACGUGAUAAUGAAACGCUUUAAAAGCAACCCAUUCUGACUCUAAUCAUUACUUAUCACUGGUCGUCACUUGCCACAUCUUGAUUAAAAUGUCUCAAAAGCCUCUCUACCGCUGGGUCGAUUCUUGCAUCACUGACCCCAAAUUCCCCGACUCGGUCCUUCAAGUCGGUGCCGAUCCCCAUGGUCACGCUGUUUACGUCGGUAAAGCACCAGGUGGCGACUAUGUGCUCCCUAUCACCGUCAUCCCAGCGGACAAAAAAGCCAGUAUUGGUGUUAAAGGGGUCGAAAAUCCCGUUCAGAAGUAUAAACUUUUGUCUUCGAACCAACUGAAAUGGGUGCCAAGUCAAAACGGUGUGGUACUUCCAGGGGCGGUACAAGUUGGGCAUAAUAAAGACGGUAUACCGAUAUAUGCAGCCAGAGUGUUCCACGAGAGGUCCUGGAUUGUCGGAGCGAUAAAUCCUAAGUAUGAAGUUUGCUAUUUCCCUUACAACGGCAAAGAAUUGACAACCAAGCAAUAUGAAGCCCUGGUUUCUGAGUUCUACGUAGAGUAGAGUGGACUUUAAAAUUGCGAAAGAAGUUGCAUCUACGAAAAAUGUACAUUGUUUAGUUUAAUAUCUGCUUGUAACACAGUACUAAAUUUAUAAUAAAUGCCUAUUUUUACGUUAAA
Molecule: messenger RNA, 673 nt
Organism: Zophobas morio
Lineage: Eukaryota; Metazoa; Arthropoda; Insecta; Coleoptera; Tenebrionidae
Exons: 4
Coding region: 96-557 (153 amino acids)
Source: RefSeq, a predicted model, not a curated record